Mus musculus (house mouse) is the source of this 2222-nucleotide messenger RNA. It is a transcript of the gene Scml1, whose product is annotated as Scm polycomb group protein like 1. Lineage: Eukaryota; Metazoa; Chordata; Mammalia; Rodentia; Muridae. The coding region runs from base 239 to 1744 and encodes 501 amino acids. The record is from RefSeq and is marked validated. The transcript is spliced from 8 exons.
AACGGUCACCUAGAACGUCUACAUGGAUGCCUGACGCUAGCUGGUAGAUUUCCGGAAACUUCCAGAAGCUUGUGUGGUCGAUUCUUCAUCUAAAUACGUUGCAAUUGUGAGGUUCAUCCUUGUAACCGAAGAGUAGAAGAUUUGCCUCGUGGAGGACUAAUCAGUAAACCUUCCAGCAAGUCUAACAGUAAUAGGCUCAACUCAGAGGAAGUGGAGUCUCUCCUAUUGCACAAAAAUUAUGUCUGCCACUGGUGAAGAGGAUGGGAACAUACUUCAUCCACCUGAAAUUCAUGAAAUUCAAGAAAUUGAAGGACCACAAGCAAUUGAAACUCUCCUGAACUAUUGUCAGAUUAUAUUUAAAACUGUUCAACGAAUGGAAAAAAGGUUUAAUGAAAUUGAUGAAAAACUAACAAAAGUUUAUUAUGCUCGUUCCAGAUCCUUCUGGAAUUAUCCUCCUUUGAAAUCUGCAACCAGAAAGUACAAUUACUUGACGCCUAAAAAAAGACGUAAAGUGCAGAAAGUGAGAGAAGUAGUUGAUGAUGAUCCCUUUGCCUAUCCUCAAAGUUACAGUCCAACUUCACCAGUCCGCAGGAGGGAAGGAUAUAACCAGGAUAUGGAAAACAUCGAGCCCAUGGACUGCACUCUGCCUUUCCAGUACACUGAUACUAUUGACAACAGCCAGACUUUCCAGUACACCGAUACUAUUGACAACAGCCAGACUUUCCAGUACACUGAUACUGUCGACCUCAGCCAGACUGUCCAGUACACCGAUACUGUCGACCUCAACCAGACUGUCCAGUACACCGAUACUGUCGACCUCAACCAGACUGUCCAGUAUACCGAUACUGUCGACCUCAGCCAGACUCUCCAGAACACCGAUACAGUCGACCUCAGCCAGACUGUCCAGUACACCGAUACUGUCGACCUCAACCAGACUGUCCAGUACACCGAUACUGUCGACCUCAACCAGACUGUCCAGAACACUGAUACAGUCGACCUCAGCCAGACUCUCCAGAACACCGAUACAGUCGACCUCAGCCAGACUCUCCAGAACACUGAUACUGUCAAUAAUGCCCAGCCGUUCCAGUACACCAAUACUGUCAACAACACCGUGGGUAUCCAAAACACUGAGAACAAUGAUGUUUUCCAUUCAGAGAAUUCCCAGGAAGCAGUAUUAGUCAGAUCUUCACUAGAGAGGGACUAUCAAGAAACUCCACCAAGUCCUACAUAUACUACCGAAAGCUAUGAGCAAUAUUACAGACUCAGAAAUGUACCUGGCUCUUCUACGAUGCCCUUCUACAGUGACAUAGAAAUUCCCAAUAUGGACACCAUCACUUCUGCCCCUUCAACAUCAAGGGAAGCAAGUACACUCCCUCCAGGGGAACUCAUCCCCAUACGAAAUCCUGAAAUGAGGCGAAGGGCCUUCUUGGAGGCUCUGCUCACACCUGUGAUUGAUCCUAACACUUUUGGUUCAUCCUCCGAGUGUACCCGUACUGUUGUGAGACACCUUGGUUACCCUGUAAACUGGUCUGUGAAUGAUGUAAUAACAUUUCUGAACCGUUUAGAUCCUCCUUUGGCUGACCAACUCUACCCUACCAUCAAAAAACAUGAUAUCGAUGGGAAAGCUAUGCUGCUGAUCAGUAGUGAUACAAUGAUAAAAUAUAUGGGGGUAAAGGUUGGAGUAGCCAUGAAGUUCGAAAACUACAUUAGAACGCUUAAAGAAAAAGUAAACUGUGGCCAGUAAAAAAAAAAUGUUUGUAUAACUUUAAAUGUUCUCAUAAAUUCUUCCUUAAUGCACAGAUGAGUCCCUAUGCUCAUUAGUUUUUGUUUUGAAGAAGAUUCUUAUAACAUAUGUUAUAACUAGAAUUUUAACAUUAUAGUCAAAGUCUGUUUCAAGAUACAUUUAACAUUAAUAUUAGCAUAUACAGACUGGUAGUUUAUUCUGUCUUUAAAAUGUUUUCAUUUUAUAGUUUAUAAACAUGCUUCAUGAAAGAAACAGAAAAAGCUACCUUUGAUUUGGCUUUAUCUUUAUGAAUAUUUUUAAAGCAACUAAAGAGGAAAUAUAAGAAACUAAUAACUCCCAUAAUUAAAGUGGUGAAAUUUUUUACAGAAGAGAAAUUAAAGGAUAUAUAGUUACCCUUAUUGGAUAUGUUUUCUGUAUAUUACUGGAGUAUACUUUUCAUGUUCUACCACUUUUCAGGGGGAAAAAAGCAGUAGCCAUA